AUGCCCUCCUCCGACUACAACUACGAUGACCAGGGGCAAUUCUUCCCGUUCUUCAUGCUGACCAUGGUCGGCUUGGUCACCGUGCCGCUCACAUAUAAUGUCCUCAAAGCGUCAACAGAUCUCGAACAGACCGCGGCGCGGGUACAGUCCGACUUUAAACCUAAGAAUGACGAUCUCAUAGAGGCCCAGCGACGGAGGCGAAAGCGCAAAAAUCGCAAGACGAAGCGGAUCAUCGCGGUGGUUGUAGGGUACGCAUUCAUGGCAUACAUGAUAUACCUUAUUGCCAUCAUCCAGCGGACGAUACCCAAGAUGUGGGAUCCGUACGAUGUUCUGGGUGUAUCGAGGAGCGCCACGGAGGCCGAGAUCAAUAGCUUCUUCAAGCGACUGACGGUCAAGUUCCACCCGGACAAGGCCAGACCGGACCCGUCGAAGAACGAGACAGCCGAAUUUAUCAAUGAAAGAUGGGUCGAACUGAAUAAAGCAUACAAGGCGUUGACGGAUGAGGAGAUGCGAAACAACUACUUGCUGUACGGGAAUCCGGAUGGCAAACAGUCCACAAGCAUAGGCAUAGCACUGCCAAAAUGGAUGGUUGAGGAGGGGAAUCGUUGGUUUGUCGUCGCCUUUUACGGCUUCCUCUUAGGAAUCCUGCUACCCUACACCUUGGGAAAAUGGUGGUACGGAACACAAGCUGUUACGAAGGACAAGGUGCUGCACGCAACUGCGGGCAACCUGUUUCGAGAAUGGAGGGAAGACAUCACAGAGGGUGGCGUCAUCGCUGCCCUCAGUAUUGGAGAUGAAUUCAAAGAGGUGUUGAAGGGGCCGAGAAGCGAUGCUGGGGCUGCCAAAGUUGAGAGCAAAGUGCUCGGCAGUUCCGCUCUUACAAACUCGGACAAAGCGAAAUUGAAAUCCAUCGACGACCCGGUGCGACGAAAAGCGCUGGCAUUGCUAUGGGCAUAUCUUGCUCGUAUCGACCUGGACGACCCAGAAUUGGAGAAAGAAAAGUACGACGUGGCGCCAACAGCUCUUCUCCUCAACAACUCGUUCACGUCAAUCACCCUACCUUUCGGCGUGGUCAAGCCACUUCUAGCAUCCUAUCACACAUCUCAGAACGUCAUCCAGGCAGUCGCUCCGGGUUGGUCACCUCUGUUACAGCUUCCAAACAUUACUCCUCAGAUCGCCACCAAGAUCUCUGAAUCUUCAAAGACACCUGUGACAUUACAAACGUUCAUGGCUCUUCCACCCGGUGUGAGGAGGAACGCAUGCUCAGAGCUAUCUGAAGCCCAAUACAGCCAAGCCUUGAGAGUUGCCUCCCAAAUUCCCCAUUUACAGAUUGCGAAAGCCUUCUUCAAAGUCGUGGGCGAACGGGUCGUCACUCCUUCUUCUCUGGUGCAGCUCGUGAUCAAAGCUCGAGUUAUUCCGCCAGGCACAAAAGACAUACCCGCCGUCGAUCCUCUCGAUCUCGAAGACAUUGACCCGGACGAAGGCGACCUGGAAGCUCUUCACGGUCGCGAGCCCGCAAAAUCCAAACAGCGCAAACUCCCCGACGGCCGGAUCGUCGAGGACGACUCCAAAGAAGGGUCCGUCCAGCCCCCCUUGGCCCACGCACCAUAUUUCGCCGCAGACCAUGCGCCGCGGUGGCAUGUCUUCUUGUCAGAAGCACGGACAGGCCGUAUCGCGGUGCCGCCGUUUACGUUCACCGCGUUUGACAGGCCAAUUUUCCACGCCGACGGCACGCCGACUUUCAACAUGUUGACAUUGAAGUGUCAAUUCCAGGCACCGCCGCAAGUUCACGCGUUCCCGUUCGUCCUGCACCUCAUUUGCGACAGCUACGUUGGACUGGAUUCGAAAGUAGAUGUUGUGCUGGACGUUAAAGAUGCAAGCGAAGCCAAUAUCGUCGAAAGCGAUGACGAGAUCAGUGAGCCUGAAGAAGACUCACUCGCCGGCCAACUGCAAGCAAUGAAGACCGGUGGACUGACCGGUGGCCCCACCACGACAAAGAAGAAGAAGAAGGCCAGCACCAUUCCCGCGUCGCGAAAGGACGCACCUGUCGUCAAUAAAGAUCCCGAGGAUCAGAGCGACAACGACGACAGUGACACCGAGGGGUCCGAGGAUGAUACGUCCGACACAGACACGGACACGGACACGGAGACUGAGGACGAGGAUCCGUGA
This is a messenger RNA of Capronia epimyces CBS 606.96, 2169 nucleotides long. Its product is annotated as translocation protein SEC63. The record is from RefSeq and is a predicted model, not a curated record. Gene Ontology annotation, cellular component: Sec62/Sec63 complex. Lineage: Eukaryota; Fungi; Ascomycota; Eurotiomycetes; Chaetothyriales; Herpotrichiellaceae. Gene Ontology annotation, molecular function: RNA binding; transmembrane protein transporter activity. The transcript has 3 exons. Gene Ontology annotation, biological process: SRP-dependent cotranslational protein targeting to membrane; post-translational protein targeting to endoplasmic reticulum membrane. Bases 1 to 2169 code for a protein of 722 amino acids.